AUGGCUACUGAGGACGAAAAUUCUAUACAGGAGAGAUAUGGUGAAUACCGUAACAGCAAAACUGCGCUGGUGUUAGGUGUAAGAAUGCCUCCUUUCUACGUUAAAGGAUUUAAAGAUUUCAUAGAGAAUUUUCAGACCAGACACGAUGAUGUCUUUAUCGUCGGUUUCCCAAGAUCAGGUGAGUUAAUAAUCCUCUCUAACAGUGAAACAAAGACAAAAAAUUUCCAAAAAUAUUUUGUUAUGAAGACCAGGCCCACAAGCACCCUACUCUUUUUGGUGAAAUGAUCACGCGUUUCCUGACACAGCUUUUAUCAGAUGACUUCAAAUUUCCAACUCGUGGACAAAGCAUUGAAUAGUUUUAAAGAAAAACAAGACACUCGAAAGUGGGUCGUAAGUUUAACAAGCAUGCUUCUUUUUGUUCAUUUAUAGUUGCUGCAGUUUUCUCAAUGAGUGCCAUCAUCAUGAAAAUGUUUCCACAAUUUACAUGCUACUGCACACUAUGUUAAACUCACUUUGAGUUGAACAUAGGAGUAUUCUUGUUUUUCUUUAGAUUCGUAGCACUGAUCAUGGAUAUUAUUAAAAUCAAUGGGUAUGAGAUGCUGUUAUCGAAUAAGCGAAUCCUGUGUUCUGAUUGGCUAUCCAAGCGAGCAAGACGGGCUUAUCUCGCCCGCUCGGGAUCGCCCAUCUUCAUCCUGCGCAAUAAAAGAUUGCGUGGAGCGAACCUACAAAGUUUGUAAAAAAAAAAAGCGCAGAACAAAGAAAGCAUUAAACGACUCCUAAAGGUUUAUUGAGCUACAAACACAGCUCGAUUUCUUUCCCGGCUCUCGAAAUAAACAAGUCAUUUCUGUUUCUUAGUUUAUCGAAAUGUAUUUGCUAUAUAAUAAAAUCUUUUAUUGACCAAGCUUGUGCGGUCCAGAUGGCUUGAUGUGAGCCUCGUUCUCUUUUUGCGUUUUAAUGGACCUCGACUCUGUCUCAGAGCGGCGCAAAAAAAUUUAACUCGGUCAAUAUCCAGCCAUCUUGCCCUCACGCUUGAUCAAUAACGCAUUUGUAAUGUUCUCUUCCAGGGACGACGUGGCUUCAAGAGGUCACUUGGCAGAUCUGCAAUGAUGGAGAAGUUAGCCAAGUGCCAAUUGGUCACCGAGUUCAAUUCUUUGACGAGGCGAAAUUUCCACAUACUACCCAACCAGACAUCACCACUCGACCCAGUCCACACCUCAUGAAGACUCACCAGCCAUUUCCAACAAUUCCCAAAGGAACAUGCAAGGAAUCAAGAUGUAAAUACAUCUAUGUUGCGAGGAAUCCUCUCGAUGCCGUUGUUUCCUUUUAUAAUUUUGAGAGCAAAAUGGCGCCUAUGACGGACUAUUCAGGGCCAUUUGAGUUCUUUGCAGACACGUUCAUCAAGGGUCAAGGUUAGUCAUCUGGAGAUUCAAUUCUAUUGGUUACUUUUGCGGAUGAUAAAUUUGGUAGUUUCUCUGUGUAUCGUAUUCGGAGUGUACGAGGCAGAGCCGAAUAACGAAAUGCGAUCACAAGUAUGCGGUCAACAACGUGGGCUCCAGCGCGCGAGAUUUAAAAUUGAGCGAAAUUCACGGAAAUAAAGGGGCUUGCAUUUAAAACCGCGGCAUUUUGUUGUCGUUGAAGGCACUUUCCUAUUUCCAGUGUUUUUAAGGAGAAAAUUAACUUUUGAAAAUAUUUAGGGGCUCUACAUACUUUUAGGAGGUUGCUCUGUAAAAGAGAGUCCUGUUGCUGAUCCAAUGUAAGAAUUUUCCUUUUGUGUUGGGUCAUGAUACGAGUACUUACCAUAUCUUCCGUUGCUUGAUCAUAGUUUAUUGGGGAUCUUGGGCCGAGCAUGUCCUGGGAUGGUGGAGACACAGAGAUGACGAAAACGUUUUGUUUCUCAAAUACGAAGACAUGAAGAAGGUUUGUGGUCAAGCGAGUUACGAUUAAGAUAAACACUUCGUCAAUUUUUCACCCACCGUUUCAAAAAUCUAUGUGAACCGCUCGACCUCCAUUGUUUUCAUCGUUAAAACCAUGACCCAAUGGAAUCAUUAUUGACGGAUCACUUCGCUUUAGCAGAUGGGAAGCAACGCUGUUUGUAGCCGUAAAAGGAUGUUCGACUUGCUUGGUUUUCCACCUCACGACUAAAAAACAUGAAGAAAUUUUGGUAUUGUGCUCCUAUUGUUUUCGUAUCAGCUUAUUCUCACUCAUUUGUGUUCCUUUAAGAUUCCUAAGUAUUUUAGGAAGCCUCUUAAAACCUUGCACCUAGCAUGCAAUUUUACAGCAGUGACAGGCCUGGGUCUACCGUGCAAAAAUUCUUUCUUAGACAGACUUUGAACCGGAAAUGAUAAAUUUAAUACCAGUUGCAAAUAUUUCAUUUAUUAUGCCAACUUUGCAUGCUAUUGCGUAUUGGUUGAAUGCUCUCGACCAAUUAGAUUUUUCAUAGCAAGUCUAAGGUAUAAUGAUGUAAAUUGACUUCCGUUCCUGAACUUAAUUGCAAAAAAUUAGUCACGAGUUAUGAUUGCACCCUUACUUGUUCUCUCAGGACUUACCAUCUCAAAUACGCCUAUUAACUAAGUUUCUGGGCAAGUCCUUAACAGAGGGCAUGAUCGACCGCAUAGCUCAACAGUGCACCUUUGACGCCAUGAAAAAUAAUUCAUCGGCUUACUGGAUGAUGACUCGUGAUGGCGAACUACCCAACUUCCUCAGGAAAGGUCAGAUUGGAGGCUGGAAAGAUUACUUCACUCCUCAGUUGAUCCAGAGGUUUGAAAAAGAAGUGCUGAGCAGACUGGAUGGUUCUGGGCUCCAAUUCGAUCUUGGUCAAUGA
Messenger RNA from Pocillopora meandrina, 2821 nucleotides. Lineage: Eukaryota; Metazoa; Cnidaria; Anthozoa; Scleractinia; Pocilloporidae. The record is from the annotation of a GenBank genome assembly.